AUGGCUGACGCAGAGACAAAGAGGAAGAUCCAGCAGAUCCAGAAAGAGGUUGAAGGGAACUUCAACGAGUAUUUGAAGCGGGAGUACGCCUUGAAGAUGGAGUUCCAGAAGCAGAAUGAGGGGAUUCUGGCGGAGAGGGACUCCCUCUUCCAGAAGAUGGAGGAGGACGAGAUGAGGGAGAUGAUGACGGCGGCACUCGACAACUUCCCGGAAAUCCACUCCAAGCUCCCUGUGGUCGUCGUAGGAGAAGAUGAGUGCUACGACUGUGAAUUCAUCAAAUUCAUCAAGGCGGAAUAUUUGGAAAACUACCGAAUAAAAGUCACAGUCGACUUGUUUGAGAAUCCGUACGUGGAGCAGACGCGGCUGGAGAGGACAUUCGGCUUCAUGGCAAGGGAAGAGGGCGCCAUGCAACUCACCUACAAAGACGGGGUGGAAUCGUGUCCACUCUUCGCCUACUUCGAGUCAGAUGAUGAGACGCUGGAGAUGUUCGACUUGUUCUACGAGUUUUACGCAAAUCUACCAUUCUACGCGUAUUCUGAGGAAUAA
Messenger RNA from Enterospora canceri, 546 nucleotides. Lineage: Eukaryota; Fungi; Microsporidia; Enterocytozoonidae. The record is from the annotation of a GenBank genome assembly.